Polyodon spathula (Mississippi paddlefish) is the source of this 918-nucleotide messenger RNA. RefSeq names its product sterile alpha motif domain-containing protein 12-like. Gene Ontology annotation, biological process: cell surface receptor protein tyrosine kinase signaling pathway. Gene Ontology annotation, molecular function: protein binding. The transcript is spliced from 5 exons. Gene Ontology annotation, cellular component: cytoplasmic side of plasma membrane. Lineage: Eukaryota; Metazoa; Chordata; Actinopteri; Acipenseriformes; Polyodontidae. The coding region runs from base 210 to 695 and encodes 161 amino acids. The record is from RefSeq and is a predicted model, not a curated record.
AGGUGGAAUUAUUAUUUACGUCACCUUGAUAAUAAAAAUAAAUACAUUUCCCAGAGUCCUUUGGCACAAUACGGCUCAGCAGUGCAGGUUGGGUUGACUCUGGCUGCAGAUGACUGGAAGCGAAACCAUUUGGCAUAGAUGUAAUACGUUGAAGCCCAGCUCUCUUUCUAGUUGCCGAAUAAUGAACGAAAUACAGAAAGAGUGAUAUAAUGGCUGUUGAAGCUGUCUACUACAACCUGAGUCAGAAUGGCAUAGAUCAUUCAUCCUGCACAGAAGAAGUGUGCUUAGAGCUGCAGACAGAAAGCGCAGAGAGUCCAGCGGGGAGUGAGGAGAGUAAUCCAAGUCUGCCAGAGACUAAAGGAAGCCCAAAACAACAGAACUCGGAUGCAGAAACAACACGGCCUGGCAAUGUGAAGCUGUCCAAGCCAGUAGCUCUAUGGACCCAGCAGGAUGUCUGUAAGUGGCUGAAGAAACAUUGCCCCAACCAGUAUCAAAUCUACAGUGCGUCCUUCAAACAGCAUGAUAUAACAGGUCGGGCUUUGAUGAGACUGACAGAUAAGAAGCUGGAGAGGAUGGGGAUAGUACAGGAAAGCCAGCGACAGCACAUCUUGCAACAGGUUCUGCAGCUGAGAGUGAGGGAGGAAGUCAGGAACCUGCAGUUACUUACGCAAGCCUCGCUGGAGAGUUCACAGUAGUGUCCCCAUUCCAGAGGCAGAGAACCACCUGACUGCCGCUUCCGCGAGAUCACAAGCAAGUGGCCUCUUCAAGGAAGAAAAUGGAAGAAAAAUGAAGUCUGAAGAGAUGUUUCCAAAAAGUGGAAGUGGAAGCGUCCCUUUGUUUACUAGUAUACUGUACUUCAAAUAAAAAAUAGCACUUUAUAUAUAAUAUAUAAUCUCUCUCUCUCUCUCUCUCUCUCUC